AUGAGAACCGAAGAGAUAACAGAAAGACCCCCCUUUAGCACCUCGAAAGACACCACCCCACCUACCCCUCCCCUCUACGCCUCCCCAAUCCUCAAAGCACCUCCCCCAAACGCCCACGAGCUCACCCCCAACCCCACGACCGCACUCCUCAAUCCACCACCCCCACCCCCUCUUCAGCCAAAAAAUCGCAGUUCUCCCUCCCGACCGGAAUCAGAAGGCCGCCGACCCACCACAUACGCAACAAAGUCGCCCCCAACCACACAAAUUGAACCAACCCAAACACGUGAAAUCCUGCCCUGUCACCCAAACCCCCAUCACCCCAGAAAUCCAGUAUCGUCAAUAAAACUAAAAUCGCCCGAUCAGGUCCAAUUUAAAAUCCAAUCCCAACACUUCGUGCUAACGUAG
Nezara viridula (southern green stink bug) is the source of this 405-nucleotide messenger RNA. The record is from the annotation of a GenBank genome assembly. Lineage: Eukaryota; Metazoa; Arthropoda; Insecta; Hemiptera; Pentatomidae.